UUACGGUCAUAUUACGGCAGGGCAGUAGUGCUCUUUGCUCUGCUGUCAGCGUCGGGACACAGUGAGGGGGCUGCACUGCUCUCUGAGGAGGAGACACCCAGCCAUGUGCUCGGGGGGUUAGAAACUCUUCUGGAUCCUCCACAGCCUGACAAAUCCAUCUAGCCUGCCUAAAAGGCAAGUGUAUGUGAAAGGUUUACCAAGAACUUGUCACCAGAACAAAUAAAUUUGAGCACCCUGCGAGGUGAGGGACAUUUGACAGACUUGCAACUAGAUGAAGAGGCACUACAGAACAUGCUUGAUUUGCCAACAUGGCUUGCUGUUACACGUGUCUACUGUAAUCGUGCUGCUAUUCGGAUACAAUGGACAAAGCUGAAAACACAUCCAAUUUGUUUGACGCUUGACAAAGUUGAAAUUGAAAUGAAAACAUGUGAAGAUCCUCGACCGCCCAAUGGUCCUUCCCCUAUAGCACUUGCUGCGGGUCAAAGUGAAUAUGGGUUUGCAGAGAAGGUGAUAGAGGGCAUGUUCUUAGAGAUUGGCUGUGUGAUUAUCAAGAUCGAGUCACAGGCAUUUCAUGCAUCUCUACAGCUGUGGCAGCUGCAAGGCUACAGUGUUAGUCCAACGUGGCAGCAGAGUGAUUUACAAUUCACCCGCCUUACCCAUCCACAGAGAAGAGAGGUUCUCACUUUUAAGCAAGUAACUUGGCAGACCUUGCGCAUUGAAGCUGAUGCCUCUGAUUGUUGUGAUGAUGCCCCAAGCACUCCUUUACGUCUACUUACCAAUGGUGGAAGAUUGAAUGUUGCACUUAAAAGAAGGACUAAAGAUUGUAUGGUCCUGUCUUCAAAGCUGACAUUCGUCUUAGAUGAGCUGCUUUGGGUUCUGACAGACACUCAGCUGCAGUCAUUGCUUUCAUACACAAAAUCCCUAAGUGAAGCUGUCCAAAAAUCGGUGAGGCAAAAAGAACAGAUAAGUGUGGGGCAGGUCCCAUCCCCCAGUACCACUCCACAGUGGUCAUAUUCCUCUCCCAGUUCCAGCUCUUCUAGUCUAGGACGGUACUUUGACAGAUUUGAUGUGCUGGAAACCUCUUAUCAUCUACUCAUCUCACGGCUAGAAAUACAUGUGUGUGAUGACAGCCAAAAAAGGGGUACAGUAUCCGGAGGAUCCAUACAAAUGACCUUCCGCAGAAUCAUGUUGGACUAUUAUCCUACCCACAAAACAGGGCAGAGCUGUGCCCAUUGGAAUCGUUAUUCUCCUGCAAUGAGCACUUGUGAACAGUGGACUCAAGAUCUUGCAGAAGAAAGACAAGCUAAGGAAGAAAUUAAUAUCAGUAUGUUUGGAAAAAUACCUUCAUCUAAAAAUGAGCAGGGCAGGACAAGAGAACCAUCUCUCUGCUUUCGAUCAGUACUCAUUAGGAUUGAUGAUAUGCAUAUUCAUCAGGUGUCUUCAUCUGGACACGCCCUCCAAAGACCACCUCUUCUUUCAUGCCAUCAAAUACCAAUUGCUUCUUCUGCUAUCCAUCUUCAAUACAUGGAGUAUUACUGCCUUCCAGGAGAGGGUCUUCCAGUGCCUCCACCUGCUCUAUACAUACAACUCCAUGGUAUGCUUCUAUACCUUGCUACCCAGUCCAUUUUGUGGCUGAAUUUAUUUUUGCUAGAUUUGUUUCAUCACCUAAAGCAUUUAACAAAUGUGUGUACAUUAGUGAAUGAAGGUGCAAUCGAGACUAGAGACAUCCGCUUAGAUGGAUUCAAUCUUAAGCUUAUCUUCCCUGUGACAGUUCCUACCUACAGUCCCCCUGAUCGACCAUCUUCUGUUUGUGCUCAUCUUUCUUCAGUUACCCUCACAAACACACGCCAGGCUCCAGGUUCUAACCUUGGUCUUCUACAAAGCAUAUUUCGAUCCUUUGCAGCACACAAAGAUUUUCAUUGCCCUCCAGGACCUCUACAUCCAGUAUUUCUUUCCCAUUUGUAUCCUUCUUCUGAAUCUCCACCAACAUCUCUGUGGACUCUACACAGCCCUGGCUUGUCUAUUUAUUUUGAAGGAGGGAGUUAUAAACGUGAGAUACUAUUACAUCAUAUGCCAUUUACAGCAUUGGCCUGUCUUUUAAUUCCUGAACUCGAGUUGCAAGUAAUGAUCAAUGUAGACGAUAUAAUACGGCUGCAACUGAAUCACUACCACUAUCUCACCUUGCUACGUUUCCAAGAGCAGCUGCAACUUUUACUAGAAGGCUUAAAGCAUACAGCAAAUUCACGGCCAGUUUUUUUAAAGCAGAUGUCUUCUUCCUACCAUAUGAAAAUCUGUGUUGGCAUGCAAAUCCCCAUUGUCACUAUUUCUCUUUUACUUCCGGGCUCAAUCUCCUCCCUGGGACUGGAGGACUCUGAAAGGAGCAGUCUUGUAGGGUCUGAACUGGCAGAAGGGGACAUAACUUGUGGAAAAAAGACAAAUAAGACACACGUGACAAAUAAAUGUGAAAUUGUAGAUUCAUUUUUUUGCCCUGAACAAGGAGAAGCUCCUCAGGAGGUAUUGGAUGUGCAGAAAGGAGAAACUUCUCAGCUCUGUCGCCAGAAUAAUAAAGAAGAAACAGAUGAUCUGACAAAAGGCGGUCUGCCGGAGAAGGUUCUAGCUAAUGAUGCUGUUUUAACAAAGGAAGUUUCUGUAGACCCUUCACUGUGGAAGGAGUUUUCACAUAACACAUUGCUUAGCACUCUGGGUCUGAACCGUGAGACUUUUAGCCUGGGAAAGGAAAGAAUGCAUCGCUUUCUAAGUGACACAAAACAUAAAGAUGAUGUUCUACACAAUCGGACAAGUUCACAUCUUUCUCAUACGCAGUCAUUGGAUACUGUUUCUAUAGAUGGUCUGGAUUUGUUGUCUUUGGACAGUGAAACUACUGAGAAUUUCAUUUUGAAAUUGGAUGCAGAAAUGACUCUCAAUGGAGAAAAAGUUUUAACAGAACAAGAUGACACCUCGCAAAGUACAGAGGGCCCUGAACCACAGCAGAUUAUUACAGUGGCUCUUCAUAAUGUCUCCUCCGUCUCACAUGUUUUUGGAGAGGACUUGACAGUUACUGUCAAAGCUUUAGACAUCAGCUGUUCUCAAAAAGUGGAAGAUUUGAAAGGUCUUUUAACAAGUACUCCCACCACAGCAUCUCCACGUAUGAUCUUGAACUUUGAUAUUGGUCCUACUGCAGCUUCUCUCUCUCCACUUGCUGUACAUAAUGGAUUUUUACAAUUACAUAUUCAAGAUUUUAGCUUGGAGAUUCCUAUAUCUGCUCUAACACAUAUAGGACCUUUUCUAGAGGAUGAACAGAUUCCCAAAACACUGCCAAUGAUUAUUCAAGUUACCAACAGCAAGCUGAUAUUGAGAGAUGAUGUUCAACGGAUGUAUCAGUCUCCAGUUGUUCCCGAACCAAUUGCUUUUUUAGUGGAAAACCUCAAAGUUCAGAGGCAAGAAGAUGGAGUUUUCUGGCUCACUGGACAAGAAUCUUUUAGUCUGUUUAAAAAAAAUACUUCUCAAGAACUGCCGGACAGCAAAGAGGCGCUCAAGAGAGAACUGUUGGCUGCACUUUCAAAACUUGAACAACAGCAAAAACAAGAGCAGCGUCUCUUAGAGGAAAUCAGAAAAUACAACCCCCAAUUCCAUCUGUGAUUGCUCAGUUUCUUAAUGCCUUUAUAGUACCAUUCUACACUAUAAUGUCCUAUGAAAACAUUUUACACUCACCAGAAUAUUUGAGCAGCAAAAAGUGUCUAUUAGACCUUAUGCACAUGACUAUGUAUUUUGCUGUCUGCAAAUUGUAGAUCCACAAAAUACCGAUACUGUCUGUAUUGCAUCCACAUUUUUGUGGACCCAUUGACAAUAGAUCUGCCGUACACAUUUUGCAGCCAAGUAUAGAGCAUGUUGUAUCUCUUUGCGCAACAGACACAUGGAAGAGGAAAGUGCACAGAUCAUCCAUGUGCUUUCCACAUCCGUUUGUCUGUUCCACAAAAAGUUGGAAUAUGUCCACAAAAUGCAGACCAUGCACCUAUUGAAGUCAAUGGGUCUGAAAAAUGUGUAAUGGGUCUGUAAUAAUAUUUUGCCAUGUAAACUGAAAACAGGAGCAUUGUUUUUCUCUGGACAUCACUUUUUUUGUUCACUUAUCUAAAGACUGGCAACCUAUAAACAUAUAGUGGUAUUAGCCGCUAAAUUGUUGCAAUAUGAUAAACAUCAAAAUGUUUACAAAGCGAUUCUCUUUAAACUUGUGUUUGAAAAAAUAUACAUAUAGUUUACUGUUAGUUUUCAUACAAAUGCAUUUGUAAUUGAAAUUGUGGCAGUAACAUUUCCUAUGAAUUUAAUGCAGGUUGCAGUACGUAUAUAUACUUAUAAUUAAAGAUGAGCAAAGUUUUCAAAAAUUUGAUUUGAACGCUUCGUUGAAUACUUCCAAAAAAUUUGCUUUGUUCCGAAUUAAUUAAUCAAGUAAGCUCAUUAAAUUAGCUAUAUCUCGGCCUGCAUGGAGAGUGUAUCUUGGUGUGCAUCACUCUGCAUUUCAGCAACAUGCAUAGCUAGUCAUCUUGUAGUGAAACAGUUACUGUGCAUCAGUAUGACAGGCAGGUCACAUACAGUAUAUGGAUGAGCGCAUCGGCAAGUGUCACUAUUAGGCUGAGUUCAGACUUCACUUUUUUGGUCAGUUACAGGUCCAAAACAAAGAACAGGGGCAGAUCUUUUCAUGAUAUGUUAUCUGCCAGUAGGAUUGGCUCCUGAUUUAGCCUUUAGACUGUAUGUAAGUGCUGGAAUUAACUGACCAAAUAACUGAAGUGUGAACUCAGCCUUACAGGUCAAUGUUUGCAUCAGUUUUGAAGUACUUAACCAUGUUUGCCCAAGACUCUACUGUAGAGUGAAAGAGCAGUCUCAUUUUACACCGUCUGCUGUUUCCACAUAGAUUGCUAGUUAAACUGUUAGCCACUGAUUCUACUAAAUUGUGACAGAGCCUGGCCAUGGAACAGCUGAGAAGCCAAUUGUCCCAUUACUUUUGUUCCCUUAACAAGUGGGAAGCACAUAUGCAAACUGUUGUUAUUCCUAUACUG
Messenger RNA from Bufo gargarizans (Asiatic toad), 5051 nucleotides. It is a transcript of the gene BLTP3A, whose product is annotated as UHRF1 binding protein 1. Bases 292 to 3639 code for a protein of 1115 amino acids. The transcript has 21 exons. The record is from RefSeq and is a predicted model, not a curated record. NCBI's taxonomy places the organism in Eukaryota, Metazoa, Chordata, Amphibia, Anura, Bufonidae. Gene Ontology annotation, molecular function: histone deacetylase binding.